CGGUCGGGCCGAGGCGGGACGUGCUGGUGAUGAUGAUGCUGCCCUUCCUCAGUGGUGGUGCACAUGUCGUCGGGUGCACAUCCUUCUGCGCCUACUUCAUCACUACCACCACCAUCAUCAUCUCAAUCAUCAGCAGUCGGAGAUCACAAGUUGACCGACUGCUGAUUGGAAAGAAUUUCUAUGUGGCCCCAGAGUGGAAGAGAGAGCACCAGAGAAUAUUGGUGAACUAGCGCUUUUGCCUGCAGCCGUCCUUCGUGUGCCCUCCAGGUAGCGCCGCCAUGUCUCGCUUCUCCUCACCCGCCCCGGCCCUCCUCCUCUUCGCCCUCCUCUUCCUCUCCUCCGUGCCACCCUGCCGAUCCGAGUCCCAACGUGGGUCGGCGGUCUCGACCUCCGUGCUGCCCUCCUCCCUGCCUUCCGCCGGGCCAUAUGGAAAUAGCAGCGUCCCAGCCAAGGGCAAGUGCGAUGACGUGACGGUGUGCAAGCCGGGCAUCCUGUUGCCCGUCUGGAGACCCAACCAGCCCGGCAUCGGGGACCAGAUCGCCCGGGCGGUGGUCUACUUUGUGUCUCUCAUGUACAUGUUCCUGGGGGUGUCCAUCAUCGCUGACCGCUUCAUGGCAUCCAUCGAGGUCAUUACAUCACAGGAGAAGGAGGUGACCAUCACCAUGCCAAACGGGGAAACAUCAGUGGCAACAGUUCGAAUCUGGAACGAAACGGUGUCGAAUUUGACGCUAAUGGCUCUGGGCUCCAGUGCACCAGAGAUCCUGCUGUCAGUCAUAGAGGUGUGCGGUCACGAAUUCAAGGCCGGCGAAUUGGGACCGGGCACCAUCGUGGGCAGUGCUGCCUUCAAUAUGUUUGUGAUUAUUGCCAUUUGCGUGUGGGUCAUCCCACAGGGCCAAGUGCGCAAGAUCAAACACUUGCGGGUUUUCUUCAUUACCGCUUUCUGGAGCAUCUUUGCUUACAUCUGGCUCUACCUCAUCCUGUCCGUCAUGUCGCCCGGUGUGGUCGAGGUAUGGGAGGCCUUGGUGACCCUACUGUACUUCCCAGUGUGCGUCAUUCUGGCCUGGAUCGCCGAUCGCCGUCUUCUCUUCUACAAAUACAUGGGCAAGCGUUACCGUGCCGACAAACGUCACGGCAUCGUCGUGGAGAUGGAGGGAGACCUGACGCCCAAUAAGGGCGUUAUGGAGAUGAUUGGCGACAGCAAGUUGCAGCCAUGCGGAGGAUCUGUAGUCCCUGCCGAGAACCACGGCGUAGAUGGUUCAGCUGGCAAUAAUGUGGGCGCGGCUACAGCUGGGUCCUUGUCCACCGGCGUUGGAGGUACCCUGCCCAACUCCAACAGCGCUUUGGUCAAUAUGGAGACCAGUCGGGAGCUGGAUGAGAGCCGCAAGGAGGUCAUUCGCAUCUUGAAGGAGUUGAAGCAGAAAUAUCCAGACAAAGAGCUGGAUCAGCUGAUGGAGCUAGCUAACUACUACGCCUUGCUGCACCAGCAGAAGAGCAGAGCCUUCUACCGCAUACAGGCCACACGCAUGAUGAUCGGAGCCGGUAACGUCCUGAAGAAACACGCUGCGGACCACGCUCGCCGCGCUGUGGUCACCGACGAGGAGGCGCCAGAAGAUGACGACCUGGGCGAGUGCAGCCGCAUCUCUUUUGAAAGCGCUCACAGCCAGUGCAUGGAGAACUGCGGCAUCCUCACGUUGGCUGUUGUAUGCCAAGGGGGCCUGGGAGAAAACACCUUCUACGUGGACUACAGGACUGAAGACGGUUCAGCCAACGCCGGCUCUGAUUACGAGUACAGCGAAGGAACGCUGGUGUUCAAACCGGGAGAGACUCGUAAGGAAAUCAAGGUUGGCAUUAUCGACGACGACAUCUUCGAGGAGGACGAGCACUUCUUUGUGCGGCUGCUCAACCUGCGGGUUGGCGACGCAGAGGGGAUGUUCGAAAGCGACGAGGCGGGCGCCGCGCCCAAAGGCCGACUGGUGGAGCCCCUGGUGGCCACGGUGACCAUUCUAGAUGACGACCACGCCGGCAUCUUCACCUUCAGCGAGCGUAUGGUGCGCAUCAGCGAGAGCGUGGGCACCAUGGAGGUGACGGUGGUGCGCAACUCGGGUGCCCGCGGCACUGUCAUCCUGCCAUACCACACCGAGGCGGGCACCGCCAAGCCGGGGGAGGACUUUGAGGACGCGCAGGGCGAACUGGAGUUCACCAACGACCAGACAACUCAGACACUCCAGGUGAGGAUAAUCGAUGACGAAGAAUACGAGAAGCAUGAAAACUUCUUUAUCGUCUUGGAGGAGCCACGCUGGCUGAAAAGAGGCAUUUCAGCUCUUCUACUCAGCCAAGAAGGGUCAGAGGGCCAACUGAGCGCUGAGGAGGAGGAGGCCCGAAGGAUUGCCGAGAUGGGCAAGCCCAUCCUGGGGGAGCACAGCCGUCUGGAGGUGGUCAUCGAGGAGUCCUAUGAGUUCAAGAGCACUGUGGACAAGCUCAUCAAGAAGACCAACUUGGCGCUGGUCAUUGGUACACACUCCUGGAGGGAACAGUUUGUGGAGGCUGUCACUGUGAGCGCAGGUGACGAUGACGAGGAAGAGGGUCGCGAGGAGCGCCUGCCCUCCUGCUACGACUACGUCAUGCACUUCCUCACCGUCUUCUGGAAGGUCUUGUUCGCCUGCGUUCCACCUACCGAGUACUGGAACGGCUGGGCCUGCUUCAUGGUCUCCAUCAGCGCCAUCGGCCUGCUUACUGCCAUUAUCGGGGACCUGGCGUCGCACUUUGGCUGCACGGUGGGACUGCGAGACUCUGUGACCGCCGUUGUUUUUGUGGCCCUGGGAACGUCCAUUCCUGACACGUUUGCCAGCAAAGUGGCCGCCGUCCAGGACCAGCACGCAGACGCCUCGGUGGGCAACGUGACAGGCAGCAACGCCGUCAACGUCUUCCUCGGGAUCGGCGUGGCCUGGUCGGUAGCCGCCAUCUACUGGAAGAGCAAGGGCAAAGAGUUCCUAGUAAAGCCGGGUUCUCUGGCCUUCUCCGUCACGCUUUUCACUAUCUUUGCGUUCAUCUGCAUGGGUGUGCUACUAUUCCGGCGCCGGCCCUCCAUUGGAGGUGAGCUGGGAGGGUCUCGACUGUCUCGUAUCCUCACUAGCCUGCUCUUUCUGGGCUUGUGGUUCCUUUACAUCCUCUUUUCCUCCCUGGAGGCUUACUGCCACAUACCGGGCUUCUAAACAGGAGACACAUGCAGGACACAUUUUGACACACUGCAGGUCUAAAGCAGGGGUUCUCAAACUUCUUGGGUCCAUUUUUCCAAGGAGCCCUUUAUAAUCCUAAUGAUACUUAGAGAUAAUUACCAAGAGUACGCCUGAAUCCCCAAAAAAUUCAGGAAUUGUAAUGACAUCAAAACAAAGUCAUAUUUUGUUGGGAUGAACAGCUGUAACGCUACAUAAACAAAGUUCUCUCCAACACCGACUUUUAAUAUUAUGGUGAUACAUCAUAAUCAUAUCAAGGCUUUUAAUUGACCCAAAGGAAAAUGUUUAUGUUGUGCAGAUAUAUACACACGCAUUUUUUAAAAAUAAUGCGACAUAAUAAUUUAUUGCAAACUAUUUUGCCCCCUCUUUAGCAAUAGCUUUGGGAUUCAGGGACCCCGGUUUGAGAACCUCUGGUCUAGAGGGCUAUUACAUGCACACACACAAACACAAAUACACGUGACAUGUAUGCUUGUAUAAAGUGACAGAAAGUAUCAGAGGGCAAAAACAAGUGUUUGAAUGGUGAGAAGAGCUAGCGUGAAUGUAGCAUGGAUGAUAAGGAAGCUCAUAUGGACAAAGAAGAUCCAUCGGCAGAAGCGAAAAAGAGUGGAAUGUUUACAAUGACUUUGCUUGUUAAGAGUUUACACGGCUAAUGGACGGAACAGAAGGAAGGCGCUUGUAAAUAGAACCACGCUCAUCCAGAGCGAGAUGAAAACACCCCGCCAAGUGGACUCCACGGGAGGAAUCAAAGUACUUUGCUGUUAUCCUGCACGGUUGCCACAGUAACUGAAUCUAUCCAGAAACAUGGAUGAAGGGGAUUUUUUUUUUUUUAGCAUGUGUAGCCACAUGUGGCAACAUCAGCUCAUAUGAGGAAUUUCGAACUGUACUGUAAAAAGCCAUACUUGCAUUUGUGUGUUUACAGCCGCCUCCCCUGAGAAUUCUAGACAAGUGUUUUGUGAAAAACUUGGGGAAACACUGAUCUAGACUCAAUUAGAGCAGCAUAAACCCCAGUGUGCUCUUUUCUCGAGCAGGUAAUGCAUGGGUGGUUCAUUUAACAUAUAAAGCCAGGGGAAUUUUAUGUGCUGAAGACUCAUUAAUGGGAUUUCUGUCCGCACAAAGCUUGGUGACGCCACCCAUACAAUGCCUUAAAAACAACGACAGUCUAUGAGACCAGUUUUGAUUGCUUUCUCAGAUCAAUCUGCACUCGGGAUGAAUAAAUUUGCUGAGCUAAGGUAGCAUGUAUGUAAGUGGUCUUAAGGGACUGUAAAAGUCCCCUAGGCAGCAUCUGCUGCAUUGCUAUUUUCGUGUUUAAAUCUAAUCUCAUAUUAAGUGGUAGUAUUAGUUUUACUAUGAGUUGCUGGAUUCAGGUAACACAGCACGCUGAGGCAGAUAUUUGUGGCGCAGUAUUGCACAGGAGGGUGACAACAUCAAUUUAGCAUAACCCGAACGCCCCCUGACUAAAUUCUACCCCCCCCCAGGCCCUAACUAUAGCCUAACCCCAAACCAAACACAAACACUGAAGUCCCAGGCCUUGUCCUGCACGGGUUUCCUCCUCUACCGUAGAUACUGUAAAAAUAUAGACCACUAAGGGGUGCAAUUUACAUAAUGUACAUACAUAGCCAUUCAUAGUGUCCAGGUGUGCUGCUUUCCACACUGCAAACAAGCUUCCGCGUGCAAAGACUUCGAGAUAUGAGCCUAGAUUAGAAGCAACACAAAUGCAGCACAAUCCUCUGGAGAAUUUGUUUACUGUAAAAAUCUGCUCGGUGACGCCGACGCAUAACAGUCGCAGCACCGGCAAUAACAACAAGUGCAAUCUGUGAGAUGAAAACCACUCAUUUUGCCUGAAUGAAGCAAAUUUUGUAACCUUUCUAGAGCUAAUUUUGUAUAUUUUUCUUUCAGCUACAUUGAGGUUGUUAAUUUUGUACUUCUGGACCAUGUUCAGAGUGGUCUCAGUGUGCACAAACACACCACAGUAGUUUACAUGACCACGUUACUGACAAUAGAGAUUUUGAUACAAGUCUCAAGUGUAGAAUAUCAAAAGUGAGUGUAUCAAAAUAGAGCGAGCUAACCACGUGUGCUGACUGCCGCUUUGCAUUGAAGAUAGAUAUUUAUUUAUUUUUAUUUAUUUAUUUACGAAGAUGAUGACCUUGUGCCCACAGGUACAUGGUUUCCAAUAUGUGCAAUACAGGAAAUAUGUUUGUGGCUGUGUUCGGAAUUACUCACUCAUUCCUCUCUCCCACAUCACCAUAAAGGGAUUUUUAUAAGCUGCAGUGGUUCACGCUUCAGUCAAAUCAAAAAUUGUUUAGUUAAUUACAAUGUAGCAGAUCGUCAGCUGAUGGCCUUUCCGUAAUACAAAGUGAACACAAAUAUAUAUAUAAUAAAUAUGACAUCAUUGUUUUCAACUCUGUGUAUUUUACAUAACAAAUAUGUUGUGGAAUAUAUUUGUGAUAACUCACACUGCACCUACUAAACAGACAAACGGGAAAUUCACUACAUAAGGGCACCACAUGGAGGAUAGAGAAUGAUUUCCAACACAGCCUUUUCUUAUUAGCUUCUUUCGACAUGAGGUCAUCUCCAUCUUGUGCCAGUGUUCUUGUCACUCCUCAUCCCGCUCCCUUUUGUGGCGGAGUUUUGAGUGUACGUAUGUAGCAUGUUUACAUGAAGGAACAAUGCAGAACGUGCAAAGAAUACAACUGACACCGCUGGGGCAGGACCGUCUUGCAAUGUCCAGCCAAUGUUCUCCAUUGCCAGAACCUUUACUGUUUGGAUUUCGGCCUUUGCUGUUCUCUAGUUAGACGUGAUACCCUCUUUCCUCUUCCCGAUGUGUGUGUGGUGUGUGCGUGUUCUCGCCAUGUUCCUCGCCAGUUGCAUGACGAAACUUUGUGUUUUACUGUAUGUGUUUCUAGCAGCAUGUGAAGGACGUCUAUGGGCGUAUUUUAUAGGACCAGUUUCCCUACGCCCGCUAUUCCACUUUGGGUGAAUUCAAGUAGCAAGCGACGUGAACAUCAGUCUACUAAGUAGUUGCCUUGGAGGGACUGUUAAAAUAAAGCCUGCUCUGUUAUUUUUAAGGCGACUUUUCUAAGCCAUGUCGCAGGUCUUUGUUGAUGUACAAUAACUGUCGUGUUUGUGUUCCCUAUCCGAUGUCUUGUUCUGUGUCUGUGUGUGAACAUUUCUGCCUGAAGGUUUCCAGAUAAAAAAAAAAGAUGUGAUUGACAUUAGCAUUUAUUCACAGCUGUGAUAAAUCAUUAACUCAGAAUAAUAUAUUUAAGUUUUAUAUCAAAUGCAAAUGUCUAAAAAAUAUUUAAAUUUAAAAAAGAUGCUUGUUUUUCAGAACAUGGCAUGACGUGUAAUGUGUUACUGAAAGAAAACAAAAGUUCUUUAUUCAACGGAAGUUGUUCUUAUUUGAAUAUAUUUUGUUUAUUUUCAAGGCA
Syngnathus acus (greater pipefish) is the source of this 6661-nucleotide messenger RNA. It is a transcript of the gene slc8a2b, whose product is annotated as solute carrier family 8 member 2b. The record is from RefSeq and is a predicted model, not a curated record. Gene Ontology annotation, biological process: sodium ion transmembrane transport; cell communication; calcium ion import across plasma membrane. Lineage: Eukaryota; Metazoa; Chordata; Actinopteri; Syngnathiformes; Syngnathidae. Gene Ontology annotation, molecular function: calcium:sodium antiporter activity. The coding region runs from base 279 to 3212 and encodes 977 amino acids. The transcript has 16 exons. Gene Ontology annotation, cellular component: postsynapse; axon; sarcolemma.